Messenger RNA from Suillus subaureus, 1395 nucleotides. RefSeq lists its product as uncharacterized. The record is from RefSeq and is a predicted model, not a curated record. NCBI's taxonomy places the organism in Eukaryota, Fungi, Basidiomycota, Agaricomycetes, Boletales, Suillaceae. The transcript is spliced from 2 exons. Bases 1 to 1395 code for a protein of 464 amino acids.
AUGGUUCCCCCUCACGCUCGCUUUAAAUUCUUACCUCACAAUCGUUUGUUACACCGUUCCAGCCAUUUGUUCAACCGUGCUGAGCCUCAGCACCCUUCGAUAAUUUUUGGACAUGAGGAUGAUCUCAGUUCGUUAGAUCGGACACAGAAUACUAGCGUGGAUGGGCUCAACCAAGGUUCCAAGCCGCCUGAAGAGCCCGAGAUCGACCGCAUGGACUGCACUUCGUCUGGCAGUGACCAUCUCUCCGAUGAGCAGGCUACUUCAACAAUAUCAUCUUUUGAAGCUGGGGAUCUUUCGAGUGGAUCACCGCGACAUGUUAAGGAGUGUCACGUUGCUCGACAGCAUGUGAUGAUUUCGACAAGCAUCAUUUAUGAGACGACAUAUUAUAUGAGCGUCGACCAGGCUGUCAGCACUCCACCGUCUACCUCUACAUCUCCUACCCUUACAUCUCCUAUUCCUACAUCUCCUACCCCUACGUCUUCUCAUUCUACUUCGUCAUCUCCCAGCAGUAGUUUUCAAUGUGAUGGAAAUUGUUCCCUGUCCACGACCACCCUUCAGAUGUCUGCUCAGCAGACCACCCCUAUAUCAGACUCGUACACUACAUACACAACAUUCUCAACUUCCAGUGAUGCCGCAGUUGCCCCGACUUCUGAUAUACCCGCAACAACAGCAACGAUGCUAUCUCAGCCUGUCCUGGCAUCUGCCGGAGCUUCAUCGAGCAGCACUGUUAUGGUUUCGAGCCCUUUGGCUCAACCAACGUCAGUUCCUGACACCAAUUCAGACCCUCAAUCACCUCCACACACGGCUGCCAUCGUAGGAGGGGCUAUCGGAGCGGUCGCGCUUCUAGCUCUUCUAAUUUUUAUUGUGAUAUGGCAUCGCAGGAAAAGACGACUCUCUGUGACACCUUUCAUCCUCCCCUCAACAACAGCGCAGAUCGGAGCAGGUGUCUGUCUCAAUUCCCAGAGCACAGGCGAUGGUGUCCGCCCAAACAGCAGAGGACCAUCGUUGGUUCAAUAUUCCGACGCAGGCCUCAUAGAGCAUUCUGGCAACAGAUACCUGUCCUUUAUCACAGAUUCCGUAUCAUCUCACUUGCCCGACGACCCCUUUGCAUCCGUCAUUGUCCUGGGUCAACAGUCCAACGGGCUAGGAAAACUGUACCCACCUCCAUCUCCAUCCCACGCCCGCAACUCUGAUCACUAUCGCCAUUCCAGUGUAGAAAACUGGGUCAAGCAAGUUGUUCUGGAGGAUUGUUCGCGAGAACCAAGUGAAGAGUUACCGGCGUAUCGUUCAACGAAAUCUUUGGGGAGCGGGGAAGCAGAUCAUGAUGAUCAUUAUGUCCCUCCCGGCUCUUCCCCUCCUGUCGUCAGGACCAUGCACGAUAUGGUGUACUUUUGA